AUGACGAUGACCAUUGAUGACCACCACCGGCGUCGCUUCGGUCCCUUGAGCUUCCACCACAUGCCUUCUUUCUCGAGCCAGCCUCACUUUACGGACCCCUGGGCAUCGUCGUCUUCGACGGCACCAGGGCCCCAUUCCGAAAACCAUCAGCACAGCCUCUACACCGGCAACCAGGACAGUGCCGGCCUGCCUCACCUGAACCUGAGCGCGCUCCCAAGGCAACCACCGCCAAGCCAGCAGCAGCACUCGCAACAUUCACAACAACAUGGGCAUCACACAGCCCCCGCUGGAACCAGUGCCUCGAUGGCGUCGUAUGCUUCUCUUUCCGUCACGGCGCCGUCAGCCGUCAGCGCCCCGAUCUCUGGUGUCUACAGGCAACACGAGUUGCUCUCGAUGCCGCCAGAUCCCUACAGUCUGAACCGUCUUCAGCCACCGGCUACGUCGACAGCCUACGACUCAUCUGCAUACACCACGGCCUCCUCUCCGGUGAGCGCAACGUACGCACCGACGUCGGCGUCGGCGUUCGAGCAGCUCGGCUACCCGCCGGCGCCGCUGAGGGGCUCGUUAGCUCUUCCGCAUGAGGACAGCGCGAGGAGAUACUCUCAACAGGGCUUGCAGCCCGACGACCGAAAGAGCUUCCAAGAUGCGCUCGAGGCGAGCCACGGGAUGCUUUCCAUGAGCCAGGAUACUCCUCGAAACAUAUACGACGUCCGCAGCAGGGAGCGGGGCUCCGCUGACUCGUAUGGGUUUCCGUCGGCGCACUCGUCAGCGUCGAGCAUGUCCUCGGCAGGCUUCAGUGGUUACUACGGAGGCUCUGUCGACGGGUCAGUAAGCGACUACUCGGCGACGGGUUCCGAUAUCGAAUCCUUGUCGGGCAGAACACUCCCGAGGCCCCAGGGACUCAUGUCCAACCAACCACCGGCUCCCCAGUCGAUGAUGGGCUCCUUCAGCUCAAGGGUAUCAUCAAGCACGCAAAAGAAGCACAAGUGCAAGGUCUGUGACAAACGGUUCACAAGACCCAGCUCGCUGCAGACGCACAUGUACAGUCACACCGGAGAGAAACCGUUCGGCUGUGAGGUAGAAGGCUGCGGUCGCCGUUUUUCGGUGGUAUCGAACCUUCGCCGGCACAAGAAAGUCCACAAGAGAGGAGGCGAGACACCGUCAGAUACCGGUUCAGAGACACACGAGUCGCCUUAA
Molecule: messenger RNA, 1197 nt
Organism: Parathielavia appendiculata
Lineage: Eukaryota; Fungi; Ascomycota; Sordariomycetes; Sordariales; Chaetomiaceae
Exons: 3
Coding region: 1-1197 (398 amino acids)
Biological process (GO): regulation of transcription by RNA polymerase II
Cellular component (GO): nucleus
Molecular function (GO): DNA-binding transcription factor activity, RNA polymerase II-specific; RNA polymerase II cis-regulatory region sequence-specific DNA binding
Source: RefSeq, a predicted model, not a curated record